Messenger RNA from Centropristis striata (black sea bass), 4757 nucleotides. RefSeq names its product chondroitin sulfate synthase 1 (gene chsy1). NCBI's taxonomy places the organism in Eukaryota, Metazoa, Chordata, Actinopteri, Perciformes, Serranidae. The record is from RefSeq and is a predicted model, not a curated record. The coding region runs from base 402 to 2801 and encodes 799 amino acids. Gene Ontology annotation, cellular component: Golgi cisterna membrane. Gene Ontology annotation, molecular function: glucuronosyl-N-acetylgalactosaminyl-proteoglycan 4-beta-N-acetylgalactosaminyltransferase activity. The transcript has 3 exons.
AACACUGUUAAACCCUUCGUGAUCAGCGCAAUCGACACAUUCCUCCAAUGGCGAGAUAAUGGCGAGAAUGGGGCCGCUGUUCAAGGCAAAGAGAAAAGCCAGUGCAUUGGUGGUUCGGAGCUGAAGCUAGCGGGAGAAGAGAGCCGGACUAGCCGCAGACAUCGUCCAGGUGGCGGCUCAAGGAGACUGCUGUGAUGCUACGUAUGCAACUGGAAGAAAGGGGCUUUUUUACUAUGAGGGAGUGUGUGUGAGCCCGGUUUUCUGGAGACACGGGAGCCCUGCCGAUCCGCUUCUCGUCCUUUUAUGUCUUUUUUAAAAUUGUAUUUCUUGGUUUACUUUUAUAGACUCGCUGUUUUUAGGAUAGAGCGAAGAUACGCAGUGAGCUGGCGAAGUUUUGGGGAAUGGCAGGUCGAAGCCGAAGAGCAUGGUUUAGUGUUCUGCUGGGGCUGGUGGUCGGGUUCACUCUGGCUUCCAGACUCAUCUUACCCAAGGCGACCGAGCUCAAGAAAGCUGGGCAGAAACGGAAGGCAAACCCUGCUGGCUGCGGCUUGAAUGGUGCUCCGAGGAAGGAAUACAGCGCUGUGCUAUGGCCACCGCAAGAUAACGGUUCACCGGCGACAGAGAAACCUGGCUCCAGGACCAAUAAUUUCCUGUUCGUCGGUGUCAUGACCGCCCAGAAGUACCUGAACAGCCGGGCCGUGGCGGCGCACAGGACAUGGGCACAGACUAUUCCAGGUCACGUGGAGUUCUUCUCCAGCGAGGGCUCUGACACCUCCAUACCCAUUCCAAUAGUGGCUCUGAGGAACGUGGAUGACUCGUACCCACCGCAGAAAAAGUCCUUCAUGAUGCUCAAGUACAUGCAUGACCAUUACCUGGAUAAGUACGAGUGGUUCAUGAGGGCCGAUGAUGAUGUCUACAUCAAGAGUGAGAAGCUAGAGGGCUUCCUGCGAAGCCUCAACAGUAGCGAGGCCAUCUUCCUGGGCCAAACAGGAAUGGGAGCCCGGGACGAGUUGGGGAAAUUGGCGCUGGAACCUGGGGAGAAUUUCUGCAUGGGGGGGCCAGGGGUCAUCAUGAGCCGAGAGGUCCUCAAGAGGAUGGUGCCCCACAUCCGAGAGUGUCUACAGGAGAUGUAUACCACCCACGAGGACGUGGAGGUGGGCCGCUGUGUCAGGAGGUUUGCCGGGGUCCAAUGUGUCUGGUCUUAUGAGAUGCAGCAGCUCUUCUAUGAGAACUAUGAACCAAAUAAGAAGGGCUACAUAAGAGAUCUUCACAACAGCAAGAUCCAUCGAGCCAUCACUCUGCAUCCCAACAAGAACCCUCCGUACCAGUAUCGCCUCCACAGCUACAUGCUCAGCCGGAAGAUUGCAGACCUGCGCCACCGAACCAUUCAGCUCCACCGGGAAAUUGUUCAGAUGGGGCGCUACGGAGCCAGCGAGCCCAGCCGAGAUGACCUCCAGCUCGGUAUGCCACCUUCCUUUAUGCGCUUCCACCCACGGCAGAGAGAGGAGGUCCUGGAGUGGGAGUUCCUGACAGGGAAGUACCUGUUCUCAUCGUCUGAUGGUCAGCCCCCCCGCCGUGGAAUGGAUUCCUCGCAGAGACAAGCCCUGGACGACAUCAUCAUGCAAGUUAUGGAGAUGAUCAAUGCCAAUGCCAAAACACGGGGGCGGGUCAUUGACUUCAAAGAAAUCCAGUAUGGCUACCGGAGAGUUAACCCCUUAUAUGGGGCAGAGUAUGUGCUGGAUCUGCUACUGCUGUACAAGAAGCACAAAGGAAAGACCAUGACGGUUCCAGUGAGGAGACAUGCCUACCUGCAGCAGACCUUCAGUCAGAUCCAGUUCAAAGAGGAGGGGGAGAUGGAUGCCAGAGCUCUGGCCAGCCACAUCAAUAAGGAUUCAGACUCCCUCUCGUUUCUGUCCAACUCCCUCAAGAUGCUUGUGCCCUUCAAACUGGCCAACUCUGCCCAGGACCAGAGGGAACCAAAAGAGAAGAAAGUCAACAUCUUGGUACCUUUGUCGGGGCGCUAUGACAUCUUUGUGCGAUUCAUGGCCAACUUUGAAAGAGUUUGUCUGAUCCCCAACCAGAAUGUCAAGCUACUGAUCCUGCUCUUCAGCACAGACAACAACACAGAACGGGUUAAGCAGGUGGAGCUGAUGAGGGAGUACCACAUAAAGUAUCCCCAUGCUGAGAUGGAGAUAAAGCCUGUCACUGGCUCCUUCUCCAGGGCUCUAGCUUUGGAAGUGGGUUCCUUGCACUUCUCUAAUGAUUCUCUGCUCUUCUACUGUGACGUGGAUCUGCUCUUCACCAGCGACUUCCUCAAGCGAUGUCGGACCAAUACAGCCCUGGGGGAGCAAACCUACUUCCCCAUCAUCUUCAGCCAGUAUGACCCAAAGGUGGUGUAUGCUGGGAAGGUCCCUAGCAACAACCACUAUGUCUUCACCUCCAAGACAGGUCUGUGGAGGAACUACGGCUUUGGGAUCGUCUGUGUCUACAAGGGGGACCUGGUCCGAGCUGGAGGCUUUGAUACCUCUAUACAGGGGUGGGGAUUGGAGGACGUAGACCUUUUUAAUAAAUUUGUUCAGUCAGGGAUUAAGUUGUUCAGAAGCACAGACACAGGGAUAGUCCAUGUUCACCACCCUGUCAUAUGUGACCCCAACCUGGAGGCAAAGCAAUAUAAGAUGUGCCUGGGCUCCAAAGCCUCGUCGCAUGGCUCCACCCAGCAGCUGGCCGAGCUCUGGCUGGAGAAGAACGACCAUGGCUUCAGGAGACUGGCCAGCAAUAACGGCUCGGUUAGGACAUCGUGAGAAAAGCCAGACUGCACACUGUCAUAAACUGAACACUGAACCCAGUCUCUUCGUGGUGUUUUCACUACCUAAUUUAUUUUUUAGUGAUAAAAAAAGACUUCACAUGGAUAUAUUUUGAAAAUAUGUCUUCUUUUUUUUUAAAGAAAAUAUUCAGAAAUGCCAUGUUGAACGAUUCAAAGAGACAGUCUGGGUUCUACUAUGGAAGUACAUGUUUUGAUUAUUGAUCGGAGGACUAUUGACCAAUAUUGUUUAGAGAGCCUGAUUCCAGCAGGGACCAGAGUCCCUCUAGUCUGUUCAUGUCAUCUGUUGGGACAGUGGGAGAAUUUCAGGCAGGUACCUAAUGGAGUUUAUUUACUAUCUUUAUUCAAGAGCAGGAUUUUCAGUUUGAGAGCAGGAUUCCUCUUCUCUUGCACUCAAGAUGUCACUGCUUACACUCAGAGCUUCUCUCCAUGAGCUUAAAACUGUGUGUUUGCACUCAAAACUUGCUGCUUACAAACAUUUAUUUUAUCAGAGCUCUUCCCCUUGGAUUCAAACUGUUUGCUCUCGAAACUUGUGUCUCAGACCGCAGCGUUGGCACUUAGAACUUGAGCUUGACAACAUUCUCAAAAUUCACAGCCGCUUGAUUUUACAGAGCGUCCCGUGCUGCGGUCACUCACGCUUUCUCCUGGUUCAGGAGUUGGUUUUUUUCAUUUACUCCUUUGUGAUAGAAUAACAGUCGAUACAAACAUCCCUUAUUUGUGCAACAACACGUGUAUAUAGCAUCCAUUCAUUCAUUCUCCUCUGCACUCGGGUCUGGAGCUGAACCCAGCUGACAUUGGGCGAGAGGCGGGGUACACCCUGGACAGGUCACCAGACUAUCGCAGGGCUGACACAUGGAGACAGACAAUCACGCUCUCAUUCACACCUACGGACAAUUAAGAGUCACCAAUUAAACCUAAGUGCAUGUUUUUGGACUGUGGGAGGAAGAACCCACUCUGACAUGCAAACUCCACACAGAAGAGUAUAUAGCAGCAGUAUGUAUAUUACAUAGCUGCCUCCCGUCAGCACACCAGACCCCAAAACAACUUCACCCUUCAGACCGUUGCUAUGUAAAACAGCACGUUGCUAAGGAGGCCUGCCUCAAUCCACAGACAUACAUCUACAGUCCAAUUAUUAUUUUCUUUUGUAAUUAGUCAUGUGAUAAGCAGGAUAAAGUAUAGCGAGCUGGUCAUAAGAGAAAUAAACACCUUCAGGGGUAUGCGGGUGGUGGUCCGACCCCUCCUGUUAGCAGCAAGUUUUGAGUGCAAAAACACAGUUUUGAGCUCAAAGAAGAUCUGAGUGUAAGCAGAGAAAUUUUGAGUGCAAGAGAAGAGGUUUGAGAGAGAGCAGUAGAACAAUCUGAAAGCAAAAUACAGCAAAGUAAUCCUGCUCUUCAACUGAAAACCCUGCUCAUGAAUAAAGAUAGUAAAUGAACCCCAUAGUGCCUCAGUGAAGCACACUGUCAUGGUGUGAGUCCUGUGUGCAGAAAACAGAUGUGUCCAUGUGCUCUCAGACCAGCAGUGCUCCAAACUCUUGAUUGUGAAUGUUUACAAAAGACUGAUCAUCUGUCAACAUUUCAUCAAUGAAAGAACUCAAUCACAGUGAUCUCAGUGAUUACUGGGGGCCAUUUCUUUACACCUUUUUAUUUACAGGGCUUUUCUUUUCUAUUUGCUUUUAUGGUUUUGGUAAUAUGACACAACACUGUUACUGUUUCUCCAGGAUUUUUAUUUUUGUAUUUUUCUUUAUUAUUGAUUUCUGUGAACCCAAUUGCUGGAUUUUAUAUCUGCAUUUCAUCUUUUGCUGUCUAAUUUAUUGAAUGUGCAAGCUCCAUUUUCUAUUCUGACUGUUGAAUUAUGUUUAUUGGAAAAGAUUGUAUAACCACGUUGUUGGAUGGUGGGUUUUUUUCAUGUUCCCUUCCUUAAAGUCAUUAUCACCAAA